Molecule: messenger RNA, 1840 nt
Organism: Eremomyces bilateralis CBS 781.70
Lineage: Eukaryota; Fungi; Ascomycota; Dothideomycetes; Eremomycetales; Eremomycetaceae
Exons: 12
Coding region: 128-1573 (481 amino acids)
Source: RefSeq, a predicted model, not a curated record
AGCAUGUAAGGAUAUACAGGAUUAUUCCUGUAAUCCUCAUAUCUUUCAAAGCAACCAGGUGACUGUUUCUGGAGUUCCUAAUUUCUACGUUGCUUGUAGAAAUUCUACGCCAGGAUCAAAUCAUUUCAUGAAACUGGUACCAGGACAACUCUACCCUGAGAUCGAGUUUCUACAGACCGUCUUCAAUAGCGGAGUACAAGAUACUACGUCCGAGGUCUGUACUAUACUAAAGCAGCAGAAUAGUCGAGCGAAAACAUGUGGCGUGGAUCAUACCCAGGGUCAAGGGAAACUUGUGUCUUUGCCUUGCCAGGUCCUUUUUACCGUCUUCCAACCACUCGAUAUGGAUAGAACUCCAUAUCUAGUAUGGGUAUCAAGUGGAACGCAUAGUCAUCCUCCACCACCACCAACGAGAACACCGCAGCAGUACCUUGAGCAAAUCCUUCAGGUCAUUCAGAGAAUCAAUAACCCUUCACUCACACUUGCCGGCCUUCUGAAGCAUCCGCAAAUGCGAGCCUUCUGUACCCAAUAUCAAGGGACUUCUCUGCCUGAUGUUCAUAGGAGCUUUACAAACCUUGAUAAAGUAAGCGCAUUGCUUCAGAAGCAAAGACUCCUAUCAUAUCCAUUAGGAGAGUCCGUUGCUGCGGUCGAGCACGAGUACUCAAAGCAAGGAGGAAAACCUGACCAGUAUAUUCAAGAAUGUUUUUUCGAUGGAGAGAAUCUCCUUAUUGCCUGUUUCUUCAAAGAGCAGGCGGAGGCUCUUCUUAAUAGAGAAUCAUUUGAAAUUGAUAUGGGAUUUCAGCGGGUUCGCGAGAGUUCGAUCAACGAGAUUGUACUCGCGGCGUUUGUCCCCGAACUUGAGAAGACGUUUACCUUCGCGCGGAUUUUCGUCAACGGUAAAAGUAGCCUCUGCUAUCAAAAGGCAUUUCAAGCCCUCUUUACUUUAAUCUCUUCUCGGCUAGAACGAGAAGUCUGUUGGCAAUAUCUCCAUGGGAGAGGAUUCGGUACUGUUGUCGUCGAUAUGGAACUUGGUCAACUUGAAGGGUUUGGGCAAUAUCUUGCGACUCUUGAUUCCGAAUCCCGUUCCUGGGAGUGGCAGGUUCAGAAUACGGUAAUCUUCUGUCAAAUCCACUUUCAACGGUCUAUUGAUCGCGCCGCCGGGACAUCAAAUCGUUCAACAACAUCAAUACAUUCAAGAAUGGGAGAGUUAGCCCGCUGUCGAUCUGAAGAAGACUACUAUGAUCUUUGUGAAGAGCUUAUGAGUCACCCAGAGUCCUCCGCAAAAGUCCGAGAGUGGGCAAAGCACAAGAAGAGAGCUGUGAUUGCGUCUGGAAUUAAUAAGUACUGCUCCUUGAUUCCGCCUCAAUUGCGUAAGCUACCUCUGAUGAGAGCAAUAUAUUACGCUCUCCUUCUCGAUCAGUAUGAUUUAAAAAGACGAGAUAAUCGACAAGAAUACGGUAUGCCCCAUACGUAUCGUAAUAUGUCUCUAUCUCAGAGAUAUCAGGAGGUUAUACGUCGUGAUCUUGAUCAAUAUUUUAGGAUCUCGGCGACGACGACGUUGGGACGACGACCUUGACUCAACAGUAUCAUCCCAGGAAUCAGCUCCUAUCCGUAGACGACUAUCUCGAUCAACAUCUACUUCAACGGAACGGAAUCGUAGAAGUUCACUCAGACCUCCCUCUCUUCGUCAAGUUGCCACGCAGCAAUCUAUUCGUCAGACACAUGAGGUUCGAGAAUCGCAGCUUCAGCAACAGGAAAGAGAGUUACAGCUAGAAGAGAGGCGGAUUGAGCUAGAAUUGAAGAAAGAGACGCUCCGCGCAAAGAAACUUGAGAAUGAUCAGAA